GUCAUCAUUAGGUAUCAAGGGGUCCCCAUUACCUCCUAGACCCAAAUCAAGCCAUCCAGCACGUUCCCAGCACGCAGAGAGCAGCGCCUGAACGCACCGCACCGCACCGCACCGCAACGCAGCCACGGAUCCAGCGAGAGCGAGAAGGGAAUUGGAAGCAGAAUAGUCUGGUCCUGGUUCCUUGGCCCCGGCCCUGGCCCUUCUGCUAGUAGGUACUGCUACUACUACUGCUACCAGCCUACCACUGCUGCUGCUGCUGUGUCCUGACUGUGUCCUCUGUCUGUCUUCCCGAGGUGGCGGUGUUGUGUCCGCUGCAUACGCAUUACACGUAUAAACAUCAGUAGCCCUGCUGCUCACCCGCCCUCACCGACCUUGCCUUGCUGCUCCUCCGCGCGCGCUAUUCUUAUUCUUGUUCUUGUUGCUGGCAGCCGGAAGUCCCACCGUCGCGCGUUUCUGUCGUGCGUCCUUGACUUGAUCCUACUCCUGGUCCCGCCGCACUUAAUCACAACGCUCCUUACAACGUCCGCACUCCGCACGCUGGACGUCCAUAUACACGACUCCGACCACGACGUUGCCGCCGUCGCCGCCCGUACAUCCGCCGCCGCCGUCGCCGUCGCCGUCGCCGCCUCCUCCUCCUCUCCUCUCACCUGUUACCACUCCCGGUGCGAGGACACGCAGCCGCCCUCUGCACCUGCCAGUAGCGUUAGCAUUGGUCUGAGAACCAACACUGCGCUGUCUGUCUGUCGACUGGACGACGUAGCGGACCUGCAUCGGUCGGAACGGGCAUCAUCAACAACGCAUACAUCCCAUCACACCCAGCCCAGUACACAUUCACUACCAUCCGCCCGACCAACUCCUCGCUCUCCCCUCCCCUCGCGCUGCACACCAGCUGUGGCCGCCACGAUGCAGGACGGCACAUCGUCCCCUACGCCCUCCUCCCUCCUCCCUGGAUACACUCCUCAUCGACCGCAGAUGCCCACGGAGCGUCCCCAUACUAUGCACGCUUCGCCUGCUUUCAGCUUCGUCGCCGAACAGAAUGAUCAGGAGUACGACUCGGUGUCCGAUCACGGAGAAUCCACGCCGCGUGCGUCCGCUGUUGAGCCCAUAUGCUCCAGGGGUGCUGAUGUACAACGAAGACGAAUGUCCCGCGACGACACUGCCAAUGAUAUGCACAUGUUCGCUGGGUCAGGCGAUGUGCACGCUGUCGCUGCCGAUAGCGAGGCCGGUGCGGUCGACACCUUUGGAUUGUUAUGGGGGGAGAUACCACCCCAUCUGACUGAAGAUGAAUACCGCAUUGAGCAUGCUCGUCUGCAGCAGCUGCAGCAGCAGCAAAGAGCCAGAAAAGGGCCAUCAUCAGGCGUGAUCACGGACGCAGAGCACGCCGAGUCGUCCAAGUCGUCAUCAUCCAUUGGCAGGCGCUUCUCCAAGUACUCCAAGGACCGCGUGAACAACCUGCGUGAGAGCAUGCACCGGUAUGCACUGCCCGUGUCAGUUGGACGUGCCAGGAGAUCAAGCACACCCAACCCCAUUGACUGCCAGGACGUGGCAUGUCUGAACUCUGCCAUGCAGUUAUCCAAACAACCCACGUCUCCCUCCAAACGCAGCGCGCGACACGACAUUGACAGACCGCGCAAGUACAGAAACAACCUUUUUCCCACCGGAGACCGCAAAGACACCCCUGCUCCUACCACACUUGGGCAAGGUCUGCCCGUUCGACCUGCCACAAGCAGUCGCUACGUUCCUGCCAUUAGCUCUGCCCCUGGAGGUGACGCUGCCCGAAAGGCUGCUGCUAUGCACAAUAACACACUACCAACACCCUCUACCAUAUCGGACUGGGUCAUCCCGGAGCAGGACUCGGACCACCGCAGACAUCGUUUAGGCUCUAUGAGCAGCGCAGCCGACAGUGGGGCAGACUUAUCAACUUACAGCGGUUCUGAUCUGGGCUCAACCCGCGACGUAGACGGGGAUGUCACCAUGAUGGAAUACGCCGACCCUCCUACUCGAGACUUCACCAAGUUAUUCCCUGUCGAGCUUUCUUACACCAUAUUUGAGUACUUGAGCCACAAGGAUCUUCUGCAAGCGGAGCAAGUCUGUCACAAGUGGAAGAAGCUAGGCGAGCACGCAUCUGUCUGGCGUACCAUCUUUCAUCGCCGAUACCAGCGACAAGUCUUCACCAACCCUGCGCCUGUCCAAGUCGGAGGCAACGGCAUAGGACUCCCGAAUUUGAAAUUCCCUAAGCAAGAAUGGCGCAAGAUGUACAAGGCUCGCGUCGAGCUCGAGAGGAACUGGAGACAAGGUGCAGGCAAUGCAGGUAAAGCAGUAUACUUGUCUGGUCAUACCGACAGCGUUUAUUGUCUCCAGUUUGACGAAGAGAAGAUUAUUACAGGCUCGCGCGACCGCACCAUCCGAGUUUGGGACAUCAACACCUAUCAAUGCCUGAAAGUUAUUGGUGGCCCGAACGUGAGGCCGGUAGCGGGCCCCAAGGUGCUUCGUACUGUUGACUACCCGCAUUUUCAUAUGGCGACCGCCAGUGUGAAUGGGACUGCUUACGGGGACAACAUUUAUCACCAGCCAAAUCAAUAUCACGACGCCAGCAUUCUGUGCCUCCAAUACGACGAGAAGAUUCUCGUGACUGGCUCGUCCGAUUCAGAUUUGAUUGUAUGGAACAUCCACGACUAUUCUUUCAACAGACGACUGAGCAAGCACACCGGUGGUGUCUUGGAUGUUGCUCUUGACGCCAAACACAUCAUCUCUUGCAGCAAGGACUCGAAAAUCAUCGUCUGGGACCGGGAAACAUACGAGGCAAAGGGCGAGCUUACUGGUCAUAGAGGCCCAGUCAAUGCUGUACAGCUUCGAGGCCACCUGCUUGUCAGUGCCAGUGGCGAUGGUAUCGCUCGUCUGUGGGAUAUCAACCAAAUGAAGCUUAUCAAAGAGUUCAGUCCUAAGGAGCGAGGUCUUGCUGCAGUGGAGUUCAGUGAAGAUAUGAAGCAUGUCCUGGCCGGUGGUAACGAUAACAUUACCUACAAGUUCGAGACCGAGACUGGUCGCGAGGUCAUGCAAUACACUGGCCAUACACAACUCGUCCGGUCACUGUGGCUGGAUAGCGCCAAUGAGAGGGUGGUCUCUGGCAGCUACGAUCUCGAUCUCCGCGUAUACGACUUCAACACUGGCGCAGAGCUUUGGCGCGGCGAAGAAUGGACAACAAGCUGGAUGCUAGCAGCGAAGUCGGACUAUCGUCGAAUCGUGGCUACCAGUCAGGAUGGUCGGAUAUUGAUUGUUGAUUUUGGCAUACUCAAGGGUGCGCCAUGCUAUCAAUCUCGUGACGGUCAGCCUAUUGAGAACAUCGAUCUUCUUCGCGGUAUCGAACGUACCAGCCAGAUUAAGUUUCGCGAUCCAUUUGCACAGCGCAGAGACACUGUCAUCCGCAGGUCUUAGCAGGCGCGGGUACUGAUGAUCUGACAGUUGCCAUGGAUCAGCUAAAUCUUCAACCUCUUCGACUCUGGCGGUAGAGAAAUGCGUCAUUGAGGAAGAUCAAGCACUGCGGCUUCCUGUUCCGCAUGCAGCCUUUAGGCACGCUGCGCGAAGAUGGUGAGCAUCCUGUGCCAUGUCCAGGCUGGUGCGAAUUACGGAAGCAUAUUGUGGAGCAGAAGGCUCAAACGAAGGGUGUCACUGCGACGAGGUGUCGUGUUCGAAAUACUCACAAAUCAAUCGUCUCGUGUGCGGUUGUCCGGUGGCUUAUGUCUUGUGUGGCUGCAACACACAACCUGCAGUAGAAAGCGAGGAAACUUGGUCAAUCUUCUUUCUUUUGGAUACAAGCGGAUGGGAAGCGUGUCAACUAUCAUUCAUUUUCUGAUUGGAUAAAUAGCUGUCCUUGAGCGAAGGCAGACUUGUUAGCACUCGUUUUGAAUCGUAUGAUGAGAUAUUCUCCGUCAAACUUGUUCCAGUUUACUUCUUCUGUAAGCAUUAUUCUGUGCUGUGCAUGCUUGGCGUCGAAAAAGCCGUGUGAUGCUCGUUCACUCUACGUAAGUACCAUGCCUCGGCAUCUCGACUUCUGCGCAAGCCGGCUCCAUGUCGAAUGGGUUCAUCAAGGCACCUGACGAUAGGUGGUGCUAAGCAGGUACUAUGUAGGUAGCUAGGUACCAGGUAUCUAUCGAUCUGAAUAUGACUUGCCCGUCACUCAAGACGGAAUCUUUCCUUUUCUGGAGUGAACUUUGGAUGGAUCGCUUUGAAUGGAUGCAAGGCACAUGCCGCAAGCAAGCAGAGCAGCGUUCUCAAGAAGAGACGUCGUGUCGUAGCAGGUGUGUGACUCGAAGGAGCAUUCUGAAGGUAAGGUAGGUACCUGUACUUUUCCCACUUGCUGUCCAGAGGGGAGGCCCUUCUUUCCCACUCGUUUCGUGGCUUGAUUUUCCCUUGUUUUGAUUUGGUUUUCCUUCUUUACCAAACAAUUCGACACCCUUGGACUGAUAGAAGAACUAUAAGCUUUGAUUUGUGGAGGUGGAGGAAGUCGCACGUUUGCACCACCACCGACCGAGUGAUCUUGUUCGUCACCGUUCGUGGUGUCUGCGAGAAGCGUGUGUUCUCGGAAGCUGUCGUGUGAUAUGAUAUGUAAUGUGGAGGCCCCUCCAGUGUUGCUCCCCCCUCCCCCAAUCCGCAUGGCCAUCCCAUAGUAGCCUGCAAGAGAUCCAUACUCCCUUCGUCCACGACCACCUUUUGUCGUCCGUCCGCUUUGGAUUCACAUGUCUGAUGAAUGACCCCGUCCGUCUGUGUCUCUCCCUGGUUUUUUCACUUAUCCUUCCCAUCUCCCAAGGUCAAAAUACCCUUCAACUCCUUCUUCACAACCUCUGCCCCGUCCUUAACGACCUCUAUCGGAAUCGCCAAAUCUGGUGCAGAAACGUUCCCGCCGCUGCCGCCUCCACUACCGCCGAUAUCUCCCAUGUUCUGCAUAAUCAUCCUCAUUGCCUCAUCGUAGGUGGCCGCGUCCCCGCUCCGGAACAAGCGCUCGACGUAAUCUCGCACGUUUUGCGUCCAGCCGGCUGCUUCGAGGCGGUCUUGGAAUGCGCUUUGGAUUCUUUUGAUUCCUCCGUUUUGGAGGAGUGCCAGGUUGAUGCUGUCUUGGACGCUGGGAGUGUAGGCGCUGGUUGUGCCGUUGACGGAAACUUUGCGAUCUGCCAUUGUGCGCUGGUUGUGGAUGGCGGCACGCACUGAGGCUGUGGGAGGAAGGGCUGGGUGACGUGCUUGGAGUCUCGGCCUCGGUAGCGUAAGGUAUA
Molecule: messenger RNA, 5267 nt
Organism: Sphaerulina musiva SO2202
Lineage: Eukaryota; Fungi; Ascomycota; Dothideomycetes; Mycosphaerellales; Mycosphaerellaceae
Product: WD40 repeat-like protein
Exons: 1
Coding region: 904-3435 (843 amino acids)
Molecular function (GO): protein binding
Source: RefSeq, a predicted model, not a curated record